GCUCUAAAAGCUCCAGCCGCAACUUCGAAAGCUUGAAUUUGGUCCAGAAAAUUCCCAGUUGUCGCUCCAAUAAAGCUCGCACCGUGCCAGAGCUUUCGCAUGUUCUGGGCCUAUAAAAGGCGACCCUGAACACAAGAACUUCACAUUUACGACGCGACAUUCGAGUUGAAUUGUGCUCGGCACAGACGCAAAUUUGCACCCGCUGACAAAUCAACCCUCACCCAAGGAAAACAGGUCGCCAUAGCAGCUAGGUUCAGUGAACUUGCAACAGAUACAGAUACUGAGUCUUGUGAAAUAAUUGAAGGCAGAGAAAAAGAAGAAGAAGGAGUAGAAAAAUGGCUGAUAUUCCAUUUGUGCUGAACUUGGAUGGGCCCGAGUCCAUGUACUAUGGCCACGAUAUGUUCCCCAAUCGGCUCUAUCGCAGACAGCACUCGCGCCAUCAUGUUCCCUUGGAUUUGCACACAUUGGGACUGAUUGCCCAUAUGGGUGCUCAUGCACGUCAACUGGCGGCCCAGAAGCACAGGGCUGAGCUGGGCACAACAACCGCCGCUGGCACGGAUAAGAAGGGCAACUAUCAGGUGAAUCUCGAUGUGGGCCUGUUCGAGCCGGGUGAGCUAAGCGUUAAGCUGGUCAACAAUUGCGUCAUUGUUGAGGGCAAGCAUGAGGAGCGCGAGGACGAGCACGGUCACGUAUACCGUCACUUUGUGCGUCGCUAUCCUCUGCCCAAGGAGUACGAUGCAGAUGCCGUUGCCACGACUUUGACUGACGAGGGCGUUCUCACUAUAACCGUGCCCCCGUUGGUCGCCGAGGAGGAGGGGAAGGAGCGUAUUAUACCCAUUAAGCAUGUGGGUCCAUCCGACCUUUUUUUGCAGAAAGACAAUGGACACAAGGAGCUGGCCGAGGGCGAAGCUAAGUAGGAGCCUAAAUAGUCGCGCCACGAAGCAGCAAAGUGAUUUCCUAAGACUCCCAUUUUUAUUGCACCCCGAAGAUAAUAAAAUUUAGCACGCUACAUUUUUACAA
Drosophila montana is the source of this 1020-nucleotide messenger RNA. It is a transcript of the gene Hsp67Bc, whose product is annotated as Heat shock gene 67Bc. Lineage: Eukaryota; Metazoa; Arthropoda; Insecta; Diptera; Drosophilidae. Gene Ontology annotation, biological process: protein refolding; response to heat. The transcript has a single exon. The record is from RefSeq and is a predicted model, not a curated record. The coding region runs from base 336 to 917 and encodes 193 amino acids. Gene Ontology annotation, cellular component: cytoplasm; nucleus.